AAAAGGGUAAACAGUGACAAGGUGCGUUACGCAGUGGCGGGUUCCACGAGCCUUCUUCUUCUUCCUACUUCUGAUUCUUUGGCUUCUCUGAAACUCUGAAACCAAGUGAAAGAGAGAGAUAGGGAGAUAGAGGGGACAAACCCCAACAUCACAAAUCUCCAUGCCUAUUUUUUAAUACUACUAUAAACAAAAAACUUACAAAACCCAUCUCUCUCUCUCUCUCUCUCUCUCGCUCUCGCUCUCUGUCUCAGAUUCGUCAAAUUCAAAACGGUUUGGUCUUCGGAUUCCUUCGCAUGGACGGUUCUGAUUCAGCACCAUCGAUCUCAACGGUCAGAUUCCCCUGCUUCCCCCCCUCUCUCCCUCACUCUCAUGCACCAAUGUCAAUUACGCGUACUCACAUACCACGUAUGUAGUGCGUGUAUCUGUCUAUGUGCUCUGCUAGGGUUUAUAUAUUUCAAUUCACACGCACAAACACGCACUUGGAUCCAGCGACUCUGAUUCACAAUGCUAAGCCAGCGUUUGUUGUGCGGGCAGGUCUGGACGCUGUGACUAUGACUCGCAUUAUCAAGCCGCGCUUUUGGCUUGGGUUUGCUUGCUAUGGGCUGCGGGGGCUCUAAGGUUGACGACCUCCCUCUGGUGGUGCUUUGCAGGGAGCGGAAGGAGCUCAUCAAAGCGGCGUCGGAUCACCGCUACGCUCUCGCCGCUGCCCACGUGUCCUACUUCCAGUCCCUCGCCAACAUCGGCGACUCGCUCCGCCGCUUCAUCGACGAGGAGUUCGUGAUCUCGUCGCCCAGUUCUCCGGUGCUCACCCUGCCCUCCGAUAAAGGAAAAAAGACUAAGAAGAGACCGAACAUUAACGACUCGUCGUCUACAACUUCGAUUUCGCUUUCGCAUUUGGUCUCGCCGACUCAAGAGGAGGAGGAGAAGGACAUUGCGGAUUCACACUUGCAUUUGUCGUCCGACUCCGACUCCGAAUUGGACUCCGAGUCGGGUCACAUUCACAUCCACAGUAGCCCCGAAGAACAGGGACAUUCUUCUUCUUAUGCUUAUCCUCCACCUACUAAUUGGGGUCCACCUCCGACGAAUUGGGGUCCACCUGAAGUGAAUUCGUACGCAUAUUACAUGAAAAGCUCCGGAACGCCGAUACAGACGGUGGUGCAGGAGGACCCGGAGAGAUAUGCGGGGGCAAACGGGCAAUGGUCUGAUUCUUCGUACGGGUAUCAGGGCUAUCCGCCUGGGUACGGUGGUUUCUUCGGUUUCCCUCCGAUGGGUUCGCCGCUAACUGAUUCCCAGAUUGAUCGGCGGCCGAGUACGCCCCCUCCUCCGCCCUCGCCGCCGAGGGUGUCCACCUGGGAUUUCCUCAACGUGUUUGAUACGGUCGAUAGUGCUGGGUAUUACCCGGGGUUUUACCCGUCACACCAACUCGGGUCGACCACGAGUAGUCCGGAUUCGAAGGAGGUGAGGGAGAGAGAGGGGAUUCCUGAUUUGGAAGAUGAAACGGAGCAAGAGGUAGUGGUGAAGGAGGUUCAGAAGGAGAAGAAGUUGAAGGAGGCUGUGAAUGUGAAUGAGGAUAAUAACAGUAAUAUUGGUGAGGGAACAUCAAGAGCUGUGCCAUUACAUGACUUGUCAAAAAAAAGAGCUGUGCCAUUACAUGGUUCAGGAAGUUCAAGCACAAUACCAUUGAGUGGUAGUGUUAGCUCGCACUCGAACUCUGGUCAAGGAAAGGAGAUUAAGAGCAGCCCUGACACAAUCGUGUCCGAAGAAGGGUCCUCGAGGAAGAAAGGGGUGAGUUUUGGGGUCGACGAGGCAUCUCCAAUGGAUGUCAGAUCGUCCAAGCCGAGUGGCUUGACCACAUUGUCGGCCCACCAUGGUAAGAGGGACCUUCAGGAGGUUGUGAUGGAAAUCAGGGAUGAAUUUGAGGUUGCCUCUGGUUAUGGGAAAGAGGUUGCCCUGUUGCUUGAGGUGGGCAAGUUGCCUUAUCAGCCUAGAGGCACAUCAUUCAAAGUGAUCUUUUCCAGGAUCCGGUAUCUGGUUGCACCUUCCAGGUUUUCUUCACACCCUCCGUCGAGGCUGUCAGUAAAAUUGUCUUCUAGGACUAUGAAAAUGGCAAAAGCAUACUAUAGGGAAUCUGGUAAGGGCUUCAACAUGAAGGCCGGAAACCUUUCCUCAACCUUAGAUAAGCUUUAUGCAUGGGAGAAGAAGCUAUAUAAGGAAGUUAAGGAUGAAGAAAGGCUACGGGUCAGUUAUGAAAAAAAGUGCAAGAAACUGAAAAUUCUAGAUGACCGAGGAGCUGAGUCCAAUAAGAUUGAUGCUACUCGGGCUUCUAUAAGAAAGUCACUGACAAAAAUCAAUGUUUGUAUAAGAGCUGUUGAUGCUAUCUCAAGCAGGAUAAAUAAGUUGAGGGAUGAAGAACUGCAGCCCCAACUCACUCAAUUGAUUCAUGGGUUGAUAAGAAUGUGGAAGUCCAUGCUUAAGUGCCACCAGAAACAGUUCCAGGCUAUCAUGGAGAGCAAAGCUCGCUCUUUUAAAGUGAAUACUGGCUUCCAAAGAGAUUCAGGUUUGAAAGCUACUCUUGAACUUGAAAUGGAGCUUCUGAAUUGGUGCUCCCGGUUUAACAAUUGGAUUAACGCCCAGAAAUCUUAUGUUGAGUCCUUAAAUGGGUGGCUUUUAAGGUGCCUUGACCAAGAACAAGAAGAAACUGCUGAUGGACCUGCGCCUUUCUCCCCAGGUCGGAUUGGAGCUCCUCCAAUUUUCAUUAUUUGCAAUGACUGGUACCAGGCAAUGGUAAGAAUUUCAGAAAGAAGGGUGGGAAAUGCCUUGCAUGAAUUUGCUUUGAGCUUACACCAGUUAUGGGAACGGCAAGAUGAUGAAAAACGUCAAAGGAUAAAAGCAGAAUUGCUCUCUAAAGAUUUUGAGAAACAGCUUAGAACCUUACGUAUGGAGACGGGGAGGAUGGAGCUUGACCAUGAUGGAUCGUCAGAUAAAACAGUUAUGUCAAAGGUUCCUUCUGAAAGCGGAGUUUCACCGCUGGAUGAUUUGAAAGUGGAUUUGGAUUCAAUAAGUAAGAAAUUAUAUGAAGAGCGAGCCAAGCAUAAGGAAACUGAUAGACUGGUUCAUGAUGCAGCUUCAAAUAGAAUACAAACAGGUUUGGUUCCAAUUUUCCAGGCUUUGGAGAAGUUCACUUCGGAGGCUUUGAAAGCUCACGAGCAGGUCAGACUUCAAAACGCUGGAGGCUCUUGAGGGAAUUUGAACUUUAAUAUAUUGGCUUCAACCACACCAAUUUGGCCUUUAUGGGAGUGAGACCCACCUGUUUAUGCAUGGUGGUUGCCUGGAAAUCAUGCACAUUUAGAAUUGGUUAGAUCGUCAGAUGGUACACAAAAAAAAAAGCAGGGAAUUACAGCAGUGAAUUCUAGGCAUAGUAGGCAACUUUGACAACAUGCUGAAAAGAGGGGGUUGUGGAAGAGUAAUGCUAUAAACCACAGUUUUAUUCCAUCAUUAUCUGAUUUUGCUGACGUAACCGUGCAAAUCAAUCAUCGGAUCAUUUCUUGUUAAAGAUUGUUAAAAAAAGAAAAAAGAAAAAUCAAUAAUUGAUUGGCACUGCAUUGCUCUUCCGGAAAUGUGCAGGAAUACAAUUGUUGGUAGAAAAUGCGUUUGUGCUGUGGAUCCUUGGGGGCCCUUAAAAUGUUGAUCACUUGUUUAUUUUGAGAUUUGGUUCUGCGUAACCCCUAAAAUAGGUAGGUAGGAAUUUUGUACAGAGAUUUAUUUAUUGGUUGAUUGGUUA
Messenger RNA from Alnus glutinosa, 3781 nucleotides. Its product is annotated as nitrate regulatory gene2 protein-like. The record is from RefSeq and is a predicted model, not a curated record. NCBI's taxonomy places the organism in Eukaryota, Viridiplantae, Streptophyta, Magnoliopsida, Fagales, Betulaceae. Bases 598 to 3240 code for a protein of 880 amino acids. The transcript is spliced from 4 exons.